Physcomitrium patens is the source of this 1718-nucleotide messenger RNA. RefSeq lists its product as uncharacterized. Lineage: Eukaryota; Viridiplantae; Streptophyta; Bryopsida; Funariales; Funariaceae. Gene Ontology annotation, biological process: transcription by RNA polymerase II. The record is from RefSeq and is a predicted model, not a curated record. Gene Ontology annotation, cellular component: nucleus. Gene Ontology annotation, molecular function: transcription coactivator activity.
CGGGGAUGGCCACGAACAAAGGGGCCCUGGAUGCGUGUCUGAUCAGUGAGUAGUACAUAGUGUCGCCUCGACCUUGAAGGAUCAGCGACCAACUUCCAACUCUCCACAACCAGCACUCCUUCCUCUUCCUCGUCACUUUAGGGUUUGAGGUCUUGGCCAAUUCAAGGGCUUGCAUCGGAUUCACCCCUCAUUUAGCAGGAGCAGUCUUAACACCGCGCCUGGUUGUGCUUUAAUUUUGUUGUACUUCCGAAUUGACGGGAGGUUGGCGCACUUCUGAGAGGCAGAGACGUUGAACUUUGUAUUUGUGAGCACAGGGAGCAGCCAUGCCCAAGAAAAUGGGCACCAACAGCAAGGCGGAGGAGGCUCGGACGCGCAAAGCUGAGGCACAUGUGGAAAAGAAAGUGAAGGAAGAGCGGCAGAAGGAGGAGAUGUAUUGGAAGGAGGCCGAGGGUCAUGUAUCAAAAGCGGCGAAGAAGCGAGAGGAAGAGGCUGAGCGGAGGUCCGAGGUUGCUGCCAAGAAGCUUGAAGCCAAGAAAUUGGCGCAGCAAGAGGAGAAGGAAUUGGAAAAAUACGGGAAGCGUGAGGACAAGAAGGUCACGCGCGUAGCUGUCCCCGUGCCGAAAGUAACAGCUGUGGAGCUGGCAAGACGGAAGGAGGAGGAGCAGUCGGCGUUAGCAGCUCAAUCUGCGGCGGCGAAAAAGAAGGAACUUCGGACGAGUGGUCCGGAGGAGUAUGAGAGGUUGGUUGAUGUGGCGAACCGGAAUCGGGAAGAGGAUCUUCUCGACGCGCGGGACUUGGAGACGGCGUUGGCGCAGAUCGGGACCCUGAAUGCUCCUGAAUUACCCGCCGAUCGGCAUCCAGAGCGAAGAUUGAAGGCUUCUUACAAGGCUUUUGAGGAGGUAGAGCUACCAGCACUGAAAGAAGAGAAACCGGGUCUGACGCACACACAGUACAAGGAUAUGUUGUGGAAGAUGUGGAAGAAAUCGCCCGACAAUCCUCUAAACCAGGACAAAUGAGGAGACUCAUGUCUGUCACGAUUUGUAACCAGUGUGUUCUCUUCAUAACCUGCACAUUACAGUCUCGAGGUCUUGAAUUCCCUCACUGGAGCAGUGUUCAUAGACCCCGAAAGUUGCAGAAAGGUUCAAGAAAUGUGAUGUUUUUCCUCACUGAGGAUGGCAGUGUCUUGCUUCAAUGUAGCGUCUCCACCAAAAUUCAGCGUAUAAUUGAAUAGUUGUAAUGUAUAGAGAGGUUCCAAGAGGUGAAACCCAAGAGCUACUUCCUGACGGAAACGGGUGACACGUAAAAAAAAAAAAAAACAAGUAAUCGUCUCUACGGAACGCAUUGGCCUCGUUCAGAUGACGUGAAACUGGCAGAUCCAUAUCCAUGUUGUGGUGGGUGGGGCUGACGAGGUGAAGCAAUGAACGACCUACAUUACCUUAUGGGGCCGCACAUACUUCGUGUUGCACCAGGCCUUGGCUCUUUGCAUUUGGUUCGAAGGUUUUAUCCUUUUCAGUUCCGUCCGCUCUCUGCUUUCCCUUUAGCAUUUGGGCCUGAAGUUCUGAUGUUUUACAGAGUUGACCAUCAGCAUGCGUCUGCAUGUCUAGUGAAUAUAGUGACCAGGUAUUCCUAUUGGGAUUUGCAAGCAUUUCGCUCAUUUCAUAUGUUUAAUGGGUAUAUAUUUCAAAAGUAACUGACUUAAAUAUUCCUGUUUGACCUUU